This is a messenger RNA of Cetraspora pellucida, 1161 nucleotides long. NCBI's taxonomy places the organism in Eukaryota, Fungi, Glomeromycota, Glomeromycetes, Diversisporales, Gigasporaceae. The record is from the annotation of a GenBank genome assembly.
AUGGUAAUCAAACGAAAACGCAAUUCGAAUCCGACUGCACCAGUUCCUGCACCAGAGGUCAAGUCGGAGGAGACUACAGCACAUAGCCCUACACAUUCUAGUAAGCUCGAACGUCGGGGGCGUCCACGAAAAUUAUCAGAAACAGAAGAACCUCCAAAUGAAAAACCAUCUAAAUCAUCUCGUACGGGUGAAUCAUUGAAGAUAAUUUCUUUCAAUCCAAAAGGUAUCGGGACUUCAAAUAAAGGGAAAGAAAAAGAUGUUGAAUCUGUACAUUCAGAACCCACUUCUGAUGAGCAACAGGCUGAAAGUUUUAUCACUACUGGACAAGAAGCCUUGACAUCAUCUCCUAUAUCUCAACAAUCAACGCAACAAACUUUAUUACAAGAUACGUCAACUUUAUCAGGUAAUGAUACAGAAAAAUCUAAAAGUACCCGCCCUCGUAGAUGGACACGCAGAAAAGUAGUAAUAAAAACCACCGGUGCUGAAAUUGCUAUACCUGUUUGGUAUUCUAAGCUUCAGUCGACACACCAGGAUCCAGUUUACAUACCUCGUUACUUCACGAAGCCAUCUCCCAUUUAUUAUCCGCAAACGGAACUUUUUUUAUCAUCUGUUCCACAUCAACUACAUUUUACCUAUUUCAAUCAACUUUCUUCAUAUGUUCUUUAUUUUCAAAAAAAUGAUAUCUGGGUUGAAAUGAAUAUUUUAGAAAGAUUGUAUUACAAAAAUAAGAAUCAACAUAAGCGCGCUGAAUAUUUUCGUAAAAUUGAAGAGGUCAGAAGGAUAAUCCUCAGAUUCAAAGAAAUGCGAAUUGGAGAGCUAAUGUCUGAGUUUAUUGGUUUAUUCUAUGGAAAUGACAAGAAUCAAAUUCAUCAAAGAAAAUGGGAGUAUGUCCCAUCGCGAGAAAUAUCUCUUUAUGUUUUAAAUAGAGCCAACUGUGCUACGAUUUUGAUGGAUAAGGCUUUGAAAUGUUAUCUAGAUGCAUACACUAAUUUUCGCUUCCUUCUUUGUCAAACCGAAUUCAUGCCAUUUGCAUUGACUUGCUUGUCUGUUCUUGCAAGGCUAAAUAUGUUAACUCAAGUUUGGGUCUCAGAGAUGAAGAAGUGCUGUGUUAUGUUGAAAGGGUGGAUUGAAUAUUUUCCACAUAAAAUUUUGAAACAUUGA